GAGGCCGCUCCCCAGUUGCCGCGGGAGCGAGCCAGCGAGCGAGCGUGUGCGUGCGUAGUGGAGCGAACUCGGAGCACCCAAGUCAUGACGGCGGCGGCGGCGGCGGGGUCCAAGUCCGGCGGCAUGGGCACCGGCACCAAGGCGGCGCUGCUGGCGCUGGCCCUGUGGUCCCUCAUCUCUCUGGUGGUCAUCGUGGUGUGGUCCACGUCCCCGGACCUGAAGAGCUCGGCCCGCUGCCGCCAGGACCUGCGGCAGAGCCACGAGAAGAUCCUGGGCGCCGAGGCGCUGUGGGCGCGAGACAAGGACGAGCUGGAGCGGCGGCUGGCCGCGGCGCACGAGCGACUCGAGCGGCACGAGGCCGCGCUCGCGCUGCUCGACGGGCGGCUGCGACUCGCCAACCGGACCCUGGACGCCUGCGUCGCGCGCGAGGCGGUCCUUCUGGCCAACAUCAGUGUGCUGCGAGAGGAGGCGGCGCUUCUGCUGCAGACGCAGCUCAACUUGACCGAUCAACUGCAACGUGAAGAAGACCACGCGGAGGCGCUGCAGCACAACCUGACCCAGAGCGACCACCGCGCGGCGGCUUGCUCCAGCCUGAAGGCGGCCGCCGACAGCCUGGCCGCCGCCGCGCAGACUCAGACCCGCGCCUGCGAUGCCGACCGCGAGUUUCUGCGCAAACAGCUGGUCAAGUGUCAAGAGGCGGCAUCGGAAGCGUCUGCUGUGUUGGGGCUGCCUCAGUGA
This is a messenger RNA of Hippocampus comes (tiger tail seahorse), 738 nucleotides long. RefSeq lists its product as uncharacterized. The transcript has 5 exons. Lineage: Eukaryota; Metazoa; Chordata; Actinopteri; Syngnathiformes; Syngnathidae. The record is from RefSeq and is a predicted model, not a curated record. Bases 85 to 738 code for a protein of 217 amino acids.